CGAGGAUCCCUGACACUUCAGAGAGCUUGCACAGUGCAGACAGAGGGGAUGUUGUUUUUCCAACAGCCAGCAGUGUGCUCAGAAGUGGGGAUUAUGACAGUCUUGUAGGGGAAUUAAGACAUACAGAUGGCUGCUCUCAUGUGAUGCCAGGUUUCACCCUGGUCAGCAACAAGGGGGAUGUUGAAGACGUCAGCCAGCACUGCUUGGGCUGAUAGUAAACUUGUUUUGGAGAUGGGAUGCAGUAACUAGUGUAGUUCAUAUUGUACUCUGGAUUUGUGGCUGUGUAAGACACAAUAUGGACGAACUCCCCUGGAACAGAUAAAGAGUGAAGGAUAGAGGAAGCAAGAGAAGACAGAAGCAUUUCAACAGAGAGAAAGUACUUAUCACCGACAUACACCGCACGUCAUGUCCACCUCGAUAAAGCAGGAGAGAACCAUUUGUGUUCUCCUCCCCAACAAAGACCAGCUGGACAUCGCUGUCGGGCCAAAGUCCACGGGGCAGGAUGUUUUUUAUCGUGUGGCAGAGCUUCUUGGAAUCAAAGAGCUGCACUUCUUUGGCCUCACGGUGGUGAAGGACAAUGAGCACAUAUUUUUAGAUAUGGAGGAGAAACUGACUAAGUACUUUCCUAAGGAAUGGAAGCAGGAUUCAGGAAAGGGAUUACAGAGGAGACCGUUGCCUCUAGUGCUCUGCCUCAAAGUGCAGUACUACAUAGAAAAUGGUAGACUCAUUUGUGAGCGAAAGGCACGGCAUCUCUACUACUCUGACUUGCGGGAGCGGGUGCUUCGCUCUGAAUGUCGUCAGCAGGAGGAGGUGUACUUCCAGCUGGCAGGUUAUGCCUUGCAGGCUGACCUCGGUGACCACCCACUGCCCAGGGAGGAUAUGGAGAUCACUCCUUACUUUGAACCCAAGGAGUACUUUCCCCCUUGGAUUGUAGCUAAGCGCGGAGUAGACUAUCUCCUCUGCCAUGGGCCCAAGGUGCAUCAGGAGCAGUGGGGCAUGUCUGCUCGUGAUGCCAUCCUGCUCUUCAUCAGGGAGUCAUGUCGACUGGAGGAUGUCCCUGUCACGUUUUACAGACUGCAAAAGGACAAAAAGGCAGAGAGAGGAACGGCGUUGCUCGGUCUGACCCUGCGAGGAAUGCAGGUUUAUCAGGAGGUGAACAACCUGCGACAGCUGCUUUAUGACUUCCCCUGGUCAAAUGUGGGACGUCUUACUUUCCUGGGUAAGAAAUUCGAGAUCCAGCCAGAUGGCUUGCCAUCCGCCAGAAAGCUGGUUUACUACACUGGGUCGUCUUUCCGCUCUCGUCACCUCCUCCUGCACUUGAGCAGCAGCCAUCGCAUCUACCUCAGCCUCCAGCCUGCCCUCAAACACCUACGCCAGCUGGAGGAGAGCGAAGAGAAAAAACGUUACAGAGAGUCAUACAUCAGUGAUGACCUGGACUUGGACCCCCCCGGCAGUGAGAGCAGCCCCGGCCUGUCCCGACACUCCACCAGCAGCUCUGGAAUCGAAGCUGACGCCCGCCAACACAGCAUCUCCACAGAGAUGGCCUCCAUGGAGGAGGAAGGUCAACGGCGAGCAGAGAAGUGUUUCAGCUCAGCGGCCAGCCAUGGCAGCUCCUGUACCUCUGGGUUUGACACAGGCAGUAAGGCUCGAAUAGAAGAUGAGGGAUGGCAAGAGGAAGAGCUCAAGACCAGUGUUGGAAGCCCCAAGGAGGUUCUCGUGGAUGAUCCUGAUGAGAUGUUCCAGUUAGCUGAUCUUCUUGAAGGGGUGUCAGUGGAUUGUGCACAACUCUCCUUAGAGACUCACUCACCAGUGGGCUCUACAGAAAACAAAGUGUGCCUCCCAGCCAGUGAUGAAGAUCUCGGGAAAUUGCGUAACAAGGAUAUGUUAAAACAGAUGCUGAAAUCUAGGACACAAGUUUGUGUGGAUCGGCACAGCCACAGUCUAGAUGAUGUACGUCUGUUCCCACCUCCGGCCCCCCUGGGGACGACACUGCCACCUGAUUCCUCCCACAGCUAUACCUUUGGGCUCCCAGAUGUCUCAACAAACAAAAAGACCCCUGUUGAUCACACUCAUUAUUCCCUUUUGCACUGCCAAGCCAAACCUUCUUUCUAUGGCCGCAGGUCUACCAACUGCCUGUCCCUGGACAUGUUAGGUGAUGAACAGUUCCUAGAAUUCAUACUUUAAACAUGUCAAGCAUCUACAAAUACGCCUGUUCUCUUCUUUUAUAUACAGGGCAACUUAAUGUGUAGGUUGCCAACGUAUGAAUGUCUCAGUGUUUUCUGUGAGGGGACGAUGACAGCCGAGGGAUGUGUGUGCUUCAAAUUACAGAGAGACGUCUCAUUCUUCUUAGAAACGCUGUGGAUUAUAUGACAGCAACAUUUCAAUCAGUAAACAGAGCAUAUUUAUUAAUGUUGUAUAUUGUGUACAUACUACUUGCACUAUUUUAUUACAUUUCAUUUUCUUUGAGUGAGAACAUUUCUAAUCAAUUUUAUUGUCUUUUUGUAAAGUUCACGUCUUUUGUAAAGUUUUUUCAUUUUAUUUUAUGAAAUAUUGGAAUGGGUAACGUUUGACAUUUUUAAGCCAUGCAGUCGGGCUGCAUUGGACAUUCAUAAAAUGGGACUUACUUUCCUUUCCAUUACCCUAUUUGCUAAUGUAAACACUUCCUUGUUUUAUUCAGAAGAAUGUCCAGAAGCCACAGUGCUAAUGUUUGUGCUACUGUAUUCUUCUGUUUUCUUUUUUUUUUUUAAAUCUUAUUUUAUCAUAUACUCUAUUUUUGUAUAGUGUGCUCUGUCAUGCUUUUCCUAUUAGUCUGCCACAGCAAUGUAGCUGCCGAUGUGGAAAAUUGAACCUCUUUACAGCUGGUAAUGCAUUCAUCCAAAGCUUCCCCAUUCUAUACUCUCCUCCUGCUGUCGUAAUUACAACUGAAAAGUAUUAUUUGUAUAGCACUAUUUCUGUAACCAGCAAGUGUAUAAUGAAUCUGCAGUAUUUUUGUAUUAUGUAACCCCCAAACAAAGAGACCCUCUGUCUGGGUUCUCUCGGACAUUAUUUUCACUGUUUUGUAAAUGAUAAUUGCUAUGCAAAAGACUUCUUUAACCAGUAUGAACUCACUCGUCAUCAAGCACAGGAAAAAACUUUCAUUCAAUGCCAAUAACGUACGAACAACUUUCAGUGUUAAUCCACAAUACUGAAUGAGUCAUUUUUAUCUGAAGCAAUGUUUUUUUUGUUUUUUUUAUCAUAGUCAAAAUAAAUUCUUAAUGCUACUAAAUGAAA
Dicentrarchus labrax (European seabass) is the source of this 3270-nucleotide messenger RNA. RefSeq lists its product as uncharacterized. The record is from RefSeq and is a predicted model, not a curated record. Bases 406 to 2184 code for a protein of 592 amino acids. Gene Ontology annotation, cellular component: cytoskeleton; cytoplasmic side of apical plasma membrane. The transcript has 14 exons. NCBI's taxonomy places the organism in Eukaryota, Metazoa, Chordata, Actinopteri, Moronidae. Gene Ontology annotation, biological process: positive regulation of hippo signaling.